This is a messenger RNA of Mytilinidion resinicola, 746 nucleotides long. RefSeq lists its product as uncharacterized. The record is from RefSeq and is a predicted model, not a curated record. Lineage: Eukaryota; Fungi; Ascomycota; Dothideomycetes; Mytilinidiales; Mytilinidiaceae. The coding region runs from base 215 to 688 and encodes 157 amino acids. The transcript has 2 exons.
CGGUUUCAAAUCUUGUGUAGGGGAUCUCAGACUGCGUUGUCCCUGCUUUUUGGUGUUGAGCCUGUAUGAGAGCACGUGACAGUACGGGCACGGACAUCUGAAGACGUUCCCAGCAUCCAACCAUCACUCCUCCAUCAAAACGCGAGUUCCAUUGAAACAACACUAUUUCUACUCGUAUUCAACUUCUGUAUGAGCAUUAAUCAUUCUGCUUAAUAUGGCAAAUCCUCAAUCUCACAUAUCUGCACGAUCCUUCGAACCCACCCCUCGACUGCUCGCCUCAGCUCUAGCAACUGGCCCUGCAGUAGAGACCGCUAAAGCAAUAAGACCAGCAUACAUCCCUAUUCACAUAGAUUUCCGCGCCGUGGAGCAAGAUUAUGAUGAAUUCUGCAAACAGAACCAGAAAUUACUUCAAGAAACACUCGGACGACCAGCGAUUAUCCUACACAAGUACACGCUUCUACUUCAAAGUGGAAUUUUUCGCUUGGAUUCAAGAACAGUCAUGGUGGGUGCGGUAGUAUUGCAUAAAACGGACGAUUUGAACAGCGUUAUUGAAGGAGAGUCUGGUAAGAAGGACUUGGUGUGGGGAGAGGUUGGAAUGGUGCAUUUUAUUCCGGGUAAUUCGUCGAUCACUUCUGUUGGGAAAGGGUCGGUGGUUUGUUUUAUUGUUUUUUAUGGUAAUGUACCAUGAGUACCUCCCCGCUAUAUCCACUGCCGUGCUCCCUGCCCUGAAUCACCUUUGAGAAGUA